Messenger RNA from Aegilops tauschii subsp. strangulata, 2170 nucleotides. RefSeq lists its product as uncharacterized. The record is from RefSeq and is a predicted model, not a curated record. Lineage: Eukaryota; Viridiplantae; Streptophyta; Magnoliopsida; Poales; Poaceae.
CUAGCAUGCCCAUAUUGCCACAUGCACACAGACCAUUUAUGGUUGAAAUAUGGGCGCAAGUAUUGUUACAUGGGUCAUCGCCGUUUUCUAUGUCGUGACCACAAGUGGCGUAGAAACAAGAGUUGCUUCAAUAAUGAGACAGAAAAUAGAGAUGCUCCAGUGCCACUCUCGGGCAAUGACGUGGUACAACAACAUGCAAGUUUUGAGCAGGAAACCUUUGGGAAAACUAGAAAGAGGAAGCGUGACGAUGAUAAUAAGUGGCAUAAUUGGAGGAAGAAGAGUAUAUUUUUUGAUCUCCCUUAUUGGAAGAACUUGCUUAUUAGGCAUAAUUUGGAUGUAAUGCACAUUGAGAAGAACAUCUGUGACAGCUUUUUAGGGACACUGCUUGAUAUGGAUGGUAAAUCAAAGGAUACUCUGAAGGCCCGUCUUGAUUUGCAGCACUUAAAGAUAAGGAAGGAUCUGCAUCCAAAUGUCAGUAAUGGAAAGUAUACUUUAAAUCUAGCUUGCUAUAAUUUGACCAAGGAUGAGAAGAAAAUGCUAUGCAAGUUUUUGCAUGGUGUAAGGAUGCCCGAUGGUUAUGCAUCAAAUCUAAAAAGAUGUGUGGACCUCGAAGGUUGUAAGGUGUCUGGGCUCAAAACUCAUGACUGCCAUGUCCUCUUUCAGAAACUUCUUCCCAUUUGGGUACGCAAUAUACUGCCCAAGAAAUUUGUUGUCCCAUUCCUCGAGCUAAGCCUAUUCUUUGCUGCGAUUUAUUCCAAGGAAUUAAAUCCUGAAGAGCUAGCAAAGUUGAGUCGUACAAUUCCAGAAACUCUCUGUCGACUUGAGAUGAUCCUUCCACCCCAGUUUUUUGAUAUCAUGAUGCACCUUCCUAUUCACCUUGCUGAAGAAGCUCGAUUAGGUGGACCUGUUGCUUACCGAUGCAUGUAUCCUGUGGAAAGAUAUUUGCGCACACUUAAAGGAUAUGUGCGGAACAAAGCUCACCCAGAAGGUUCAAUUGCCGAGGGUUACAUAGCUGAAGAGUGUCUAACAUUUUGUAGCCGCUUUUUUGGUAACAUUGAUACCAAGCUUAACCGGCCAGAGCGUCAGGAAGCUGCAGCUAGAGAUGAAGGACCAGCUGGACUUAGUGUAUUUGGCACAAUUGAUCACUCAAAGAAAGGUUUCACAUUUGAAACACUUUCUAAGGCAGAGAUGAAGCAAAUUAGGCACUACAUAAUAACAAACUGCGAGGAAUCCAACUCAUGGACCGAUGAGCAUCUGGAUGAGCUUACAAGGGCUGGUGCUCACGGUGUCCAGAAACGGCACAGAGACGAGUUUGUAGAUUGGUUCGAGAGGCGUGUAAGAACAUAAUACAUAGUAAUUACUUAUGCUCGUGUUAAUAAAAAUAGUUGUGGAUUUUUCUAAUAAUUUGCACGUGUUAAUACAGAUCCAGGCACUUCACAAAGAAGGGAAAGUCAAUGAUCUUUUGUAUGCCCUAUCUAGAGGACCUGACCGUCGAGCUCGUGUUUAUAACCGCACCUUCAUUAAUGGGUUUUUCUUUCGAAAUGAUAGUGUAGAAAGAGAUUUGAAUACCCAAAACAGCGGUGUUGUUGUUAGGGGUGAUGCUCGAUCUGGCAACCUUGAUUGGUUUGGUGUGAUCAAGAAAAUUAUUUGUGUAGAUUUUCCCUCGGAAAAGGAGGUAGUGCUAUUUCAAUGUGACUGGUUUGACGUGCCCUCUGCCAAUAAAAAUCAAAGCACGGGCUACAAGAAGGAUGAUUAUGGCUAUAUCGAUGUAGAUACUACCCGACUUCGAUAUAGGGAUGAUCCCUACAUACUAGGCAUUCAAGCAGAACAAGUGUUCUAUGUGAGAGAUGUCAAGAAGAUAAAUUGGGCUUCUAUUGUUAGAUUGAAGCCGCGAGACCUAUAUGCCAUGCCAUCAGUAGGAAAUGAUGACGAUGGAACCGGAGCUGAUGCUGACUUAUUUGAUAUUGUAGUUGGAGAUACAAAUGUGCCAGACAUAGACGGGGAUGUCGAAAGUUGGUCUAGAUCUGGCAUGGAAGGUGCCAGUGGUGAUGCUUCAGAUAUUCCGAAGAUACCCGAAGUUGAUCCCGGAGAUGAUGAGCUUCAAUCUGAUAGUGAUAGCUGUGAUGAUGAUGAGACAUAUAUAAAUGAUGGCCAUGUUCCUCAUUUAGUA